This is a messenger RNA of Podospora pseudopauciseta, 793 nucleotides long. RefSeq lists its product as uncharacterized. The coding region runs from base 111 to 668 and encodes 185 amino acids. Gene Ontology annotation, biological process: protein autoubiquitination. The record is from RefSeq and is a predicted model, not a curated record. Gene Ontology annotation, molecular function: ubiquitin-protein transferase activity. NCBI's taxonomy places the organism in Eukaryota, Fungi, Ascomycota, Sordariomycetes, Sordariales, Podosporaceae. The transcript has 2 exons.
ACUCACCCUCCGCCAUGGCCUGGUGACCACCGGACAUUGCUCUGUUUUGGCCCGGAGCCAUCGAGUCCGGCUUUUGAGCUGAGCCAACAUCUGUAAUUCUCUCUUGGAACAUGUCAAGAAUGAGUGGAUUAGCAGUUCAGAACAGCGUCAACGCACUCCCUCAAGAAGAGGCGCUUCCUCGCGAGGAGGAGCCCGAGGAGGUCUCUCUUGAGGGUCUCUCUCUGGGGGAAAUCCCUUCUGAUUGGAACGGCCCUGAAGAAGACAUUUUCGACCAAAUCGACAAAGAAGAUGAUUCUACCCAGGGAGACGACUCUACCCAAGAAGACGACUCUAACCAAGAAGUCGAGCUCACCCUAGACGAGAUCCACCCCCACAAACAAUACAAUCCCCCGUCGGACACAGACAACUGCAGGGUGAGGGGAGACGAGUGUGCCAUCUGUCUUGAUGGAAUGAAGAAUAUCGUCAUACUGACUGAGUGCUGGCAUCCAUUUCACUAUGAUUGCCUCGUGAGCUGGCUAAAGAAGAAAUACAACUGUCCAACAUGUUUGAGGAGAGUGGACCUGAGGAAGGUGGAGUUGUAUUGGGUUGAAGGAAGGGAUCAAUGGGAGACUUUGCCGAGCCAGGGGCUGGAGAGUGUUCAUGAUGAGUUGGUGGGAUUGCAUACCUAGGUUAGGAGUUGGGGACUUCACAGCAUUGCCCUGGAAGGGUUGAGCUUGUGGAUGAUUGGGAAAGAUAGCUCGCUGCUGGGGUGUUUUAGGUCGAAUAUCUGGAAUCUUUGACAUUGAUCAUGCCC